Messenger RNA from Apiotrichum porosum, 885 nucleotides. RefSeq lists its product as uncharacterized. The record is from RefSeq and is a predicted model, not a curated record. The transcript is spliced from 3 exons. Lineage: Eukaryota; Fungi; Basidiomycota; Tremellomycetes; Trichosporonales; Trichosporonaceae. The coding region runs from base 1 to 885 and encodes 294 amino acids.
AUGUUCCCGCAGAGGCGCGUGUCGUCUCCCGGUAUCAGUGGCUCCAUUGGAGCUCCGUUGUACAUCCCGGCUGACGCUCCCAACUUCGACUGUACGAGCUUGCUUCUGAAAGAUAAUUCUGAAAUUCACCUCCUGCUCAUCCACCAAACGAUGGUUCUAGGACUCUUGAGCGCCGUAGCUGCUUGCCCAGCAAUUGUCGGAACUACGGAAGCUGUGCGACAUGGGCAGAAUGCAAACGCGAGGGAACGACAUCGCGGGGAAAAGGUCAACCUUGUUGUCGAGCUUCCCACCAAGAACGCCUACAGCCCAAAAUUUGAUGGCGCAUUGGUUGUGCUCAAGGAUCACAAGCACGCAGACUCGAGUUUCUCUCCCAGUACAAUCCACCCCUUCGCCGGGUAUUAUCUACCAUACCCGGACAGCCAGGGCAAAUGGAAGACCGCUGGGUGGAAGGGCGAGGGACUGGUCACCACCGUCAACGAGGAAAACCACCUGAACUGGGUGUAUGUCGACCGUCAGACCCACGAGGUGCGACAUGGUGUCAAGUCAAUCGCGAAGAGCCACCAUACCGGGCCAUGGGACUGUACGUCUAUCGACAAGCGAAUGACAUUCGAAGGAUGGGAAGGGUUCAUCGCUGUCCAGGAGGACGAGGACGAUGACCUGUGGGCAUUGUAUUUCGACCUAGACAACGAUGGCCUUCGCCGAAAGGAGUUAAUCGCGGACAAGACAGGAAUGGGAAGGAGGUACAGGAUGCUGGAAGUGCAGCUAGUCCGGAGAGAGAGGCCAAAGGCUCACGAUAUGGCGAUAGGAGAGAGGGUGGAGAGGAUUAGGGCGAUGGAGGAUAGUGUCAAGCGGGAAGAGGAGUCGGCGCUGGAUCGGCAGACGUAA